UUGACGUCUGACGAAUGCUUUGCUUUGGAAUAAUUAACAUCUUCCAAAGAAAACUAAACUAUAAGAAAAGUUUAUAUUAUUCUUAAAUUAUUUUUUAGUAAAUUUAAGUGAACACCUUAUUAUUAUGUGUAAUGUGUGUAAAACACAAAUUGUUUUUUAAAGAUAACUUGUGAUUAUUUUGCUGCUGUGCAGAAGAAAAUAUGGCUGACGAUAUGUCAAAACAACCAAGUAGCAGAUCUCGUCCUCCACCUAGUGAUUUAGGAUUUAAUACAUUAAAUUUAUCCUCACCAACAAGAAAUAAACGUUUACUGGCAUUAAGUUUACAAGAUGGUACAGGUGAGUCAGCACUCAUACCUCAGGCUGCUAUUUCUGCACCUGCUGCUGUACAAUUAAAUGAAAGAACAAGGGAAAGAAUUAAAAUACAAGCGAGUGGUAAACUUCAACUUGGAGAUAAUCCAAAAGAAGAAUAUCAUUUUACUUCUGAUGAUAUGGAAGAUUUAGGUGAAAUUGGACGGGGAGGAUUUGGUGCUGUUAACAAAAUGGUUUUUCGCACGACGGGAACGGUAAUGGCUGUUAAACGAAUACGUUCAACAGUUGACGAAAAGGAACAAAAACAAUUACUAAUGGACCUGGAGGUUGUAAUGAAAUCGAACGAUUGCAAUUAUAUAGUUCAAUUUUAUGGGGCUUUGUUUAAAGAAGGAGAUUGUUGGAUUUGCAUGGAACUGAUGGACACUUCUUUGGACAAAUUUUACAAAUACAUAUACGAAAGGAAACAGCAGCGUAUACCAGAAUCGAUUUUAGCUAAAAUUACUGUAGCCACAGUUAAUGCUUUAAAUUAUUUAAAAGAAAAAUUAAAAAUUAUACAUAGGGAUGUUAAGCCAAGCAAUAUUUUAUUGCAUAAGCGUGGAGAUAUUAAAUUAUGUGAUUUUGGCAUUUCAGGGCAGCUUGUUGAUUCCAUAGCUAAAACAAAGGAUGCUGGAUGUAGACCAUACAUGGCUCCUGAGCGAAUUGAUCCUGAAAGAGCUAAAGGUUAUGACGUUCGCAGUGAUGUUUGGUCUUUGGGUAUAACUUUAAUGGAAGUUGCGACUGGGACUUUUCCUUAUAAAAAAUGGGAUUCUGUAUUUGAGCAGCUGUGUCAGGUUGUUCAAGGUGACCCACCAAGAUUAGCGGCUUCUUAUAACGAUACUUUACAAUUUUCUGAAGAAUUUGUUGAAUUUGUAAAUACCUGUUUAAUUAAAGAUGAAAGUGAACGUCCUAAAUAUAGUAAAUUGUUGCAAAUGCCAUUCAUUCAGCGUGGGGAACGUAGUCUUACAGAUGUAUCUGCAUAUGUUACUGAUGUAUUAGAAUCAAUGGAAAUGGACGGAAUCACUCAAUUCACAACAAAUCAGCCAGCCGAAAGUAUCUAUUGUCUGCAAGAAAGAAAUUACAUUAUAUGGCUUAAGUAACUAAUAAUAUAAUUACUCAAUUUUAAUUUUACAUAAAAGAUUUAUUAUAUAUAAAAUAACGAAAUUAAAAAAGGAAGAAAAGAAAAUAUAAAAAAAAAAUGUAUGAAAAUUAAAAUAUUGUUUGUCAGCCGUUAAAACUUAGGUGAUAUUUUUUAAUUAUUCAUUCAUAGAAAACAAAAUUUGUUUUCGUAAUGUUAUAAUAAAAUUUAUAUGGUGCAUAUUUAAUAGCAAUCAUAUAAAAUAAUUAUGAGAGUAAAAGAUAUUUGAAAAAAAAAAAAGCUAAAUAUUUAAUACAAAAAAGAAAACUGAUUGUACAUCUUAAGAAGCAUUAUUAUUGUUAAAAAUAUUAAGACUUAAGUUUAAUAUAUCUUAGAUUUUAUUUAGAAAUUGACUAAAUAUUAGUUGAAAUAUUACGUUUAAUAGCAGAUUUUAAGUUUUUCUAAAUUUUUUUAGUUUAUUUUUUUUUUUUGUUUUGUAAUUACAAUAGGAUCGAGAUCACUGGAAUAUAAUCUCCAGCUUUUGAAAAAUUUUUAUUAAAAUAUCAAACUUGGUUUAUUUUUUAUGUUAAAAUUUAAUUUUAAAUAAAACUUGUUCAAGUGGUUGACAAAAGUAUUUUUGAUAUUUUUAAGUUUUUGUCAGAAAAAAAAAUUAUUCAAUAUAUAUGAAAAAAAGUGCUAUUCGAUUAUAUUAUUUUGUGGAAUGUAAUUUUUUUAAAUGUUUAAUUUAGAAUUUUUAUUUUAAAAAAAUUUUAAUUUCAAUUAUU
Condylostylus longicornis is the source of this 2208-nucleotide messenger RNA. RefSeq names its product dual specificity mitogen-activated protein kinase kinase 4 (gene Mkk4). Gene Ontology annotation, molecular function: JUN kinase kinase activity; ATP binding. The transcript has 6 exons. Gene Ontology annotation, biological process: MAPK cascade; protein phosphorylation. Lineage: Eukaryota; Metazoa; Arthropoda; Insecta; Diptera; Dolichopodidae. Bases 201 to 1445 code for a protein of 414 amino acids. The record is from RefSeq and is a predicted model, not a curated record.